Molecule: messenger RNA, 915 nt
Organism: Paramecium tetraurelia
Lineage: Eukaryota; Ciliophora; Oligohymenophorea; Peniculida; Parameciidae
Exons: 5
Source: RefSeq, a predicted model, not a curated record
AUGAGAACUAAUCAUUAAUACAAUUAUAAUUAUAAAUUAGACUAAAUAUUUUCCAGAGAAAAGUCUUAUGAUCUUCAUUUGAAAAAAUUGAAUGAAAUCAAAAGCAAAAAAUCACAUUCAUAAUCAAGAGUCUAACAUAUAGAAAUCUUGGAAAAGAGAAAUUCCAUCAGACAAUAAAGAAGGCGUUUCGAUCUCAGUGAAUAAUCAGAACGAAUCAAUAAGGGAAACAGUUAAUUAUAUUAUAAAAUAACAGAAAUCUGCAAUAGGCCAAUGUAAUAAGAUUACUAUAAAUAUGAAGAUGAAAAUCUGCAUCACCCUCAUAACUUAAAUUUAACUUUUCGCAAAAUACAAGCUCAAUAAAUUUAAAAUGAAAACAUUAAAUUAGCUGAUAGACUUAUGAAACAAGAGCCAGUCCUAAAAUUGGAUGAGUAUUCUCAUUAAUAUACCGAAAACAAAAGAUUGAUGCAAAGACUUUAAAGAUAUCAAUAAUGUUAACAAUAUGUAAAUUCAAUUAGAAACAAUUUGACUCUAUCCAAUCGUGAUACAACAAAUAAUAGUUCACUAUCCUGCAAAAAAAAGGAAAAAACAUAGUUAUAACCAAUUCUUAAUGUCAAAAAUAAAUCAAUUGAUGUUUCUGAAUUAGAAAAAAUCAAUUAUUUAAUAAAUUAAGAAGAAUAAUCUACCCUAAAGGAACUUUUAUAAUAAGAAGAAAAAUAGCAAUAACAGGAUGAGAAGAAUUAAACCAAAUAAGAAUUGCCUGAAAUUCCUUAGCUAAAUGAGGAAUCAUAAAUUGAAACUCUAAGACAAGAUGAAAUUGUGGAGAGCCAAAUCUAACAAUAGAUAGAUAAUGAAGUCAAACAAUAAAGUGAAGAUGAUGUUGAAUAAUAAUGAACUAUUUUGUUUUCUUAACAUUUU